Messenger RNA from Drosophila yakuba, 1126 nucleotides. Its product is annotated as transmembrane reductase CYB561D2. Gene Ontology annotation, molecular function: transmembrane monodehydroascorbate reductase activity. The transcript is spliced from 3 exons. Lineage: Eukaryota; Metazoa; Arthropoda; Insecta; Diptera; Drosophilidae. The record is from RefSeq and is a predicted model, not a curated record. Bases 257 to 1066 code for a protein of 269 amino acids.
UCAUAAACAUUCGACCAAAUGAAUUGAUUAACCAAGUUCAUUGGGCGUAUCGGUCGAAUACUAAACCUUUAAUUGCUGUCGUAGCAUGAGCACCCGGCUGGUUUUGCCCAAUAAUAAAUAGUUUGCCGUAAUUUGUCUGUGAAAAGUGGCAGGCAGUAUUAUCAGUCGACAAAUGUAUAAAUGUUAACACGAAAAUAACAUUAUUUCAGCGCACUGAUAAAAGCUGGCAAGCGAAAAACUGAAAACUGGAACUACAAUGUCCGAGAGUCAGCAGCCGGUGCUUAGUAGAACGCAGUCAUCCGUCGACUACGGCAGCACGAUCCGGACGGAAUCGCUACGCCGGCCCACAUUUAUUCCGAUCGAAUCUCCGCGUCGCUAUUCCAAAAUGGCCCAAGGUUCCCUGUCCGGUCACGAGGCCCAGAACCGGCUCCAGAGAUUGGAGUACUUCCUCAACGUUUUGAACCAGAUGUGCAUUGGAUUCGUCACCAUCUAUAUAUCCUAUCUGACGCUACGAACAGGGCUGUCUGGCACGGGUCUGCAUGCCUGGCUGGUUACCAUCGGGUUCUCCUUCUUCAUGGCCGAGGGCGUUAUGAUCCACUACGGCGGAAAUGUGCUGACAAACGGAUACAAACGCCAAACGAAGACCACCAUACACUGGGUGCUUCUGACUUUGGGAGGCGGUUGCGGGGCAGCUGGUGCCCUUAUCAAGAUGAUUCAAAAGGGGUUUUUGCUGCAAUCGACACAUGGGAGGCUGGGGAUGACCGCCUUCAUACUGUGCAUUCUAGCCAUGUCCUCGGGCUUGGCGGCACUUUUCUCCGCCCGCAUGAAGAAGCUUUUAGCACCAUUGCUGAACAAGACGUUCCACAACUUCCUGGGAUUCGCGUGCUUCGUGAUCGCUCUGGUGACCCAGUAUUACGGCUACCAGACGGGAUACUUCAAGAGCCGUAGUGAGACAGAUUUCCAAAUCCUGAUGAAGUGCCUCACCCUCAUAUCGUUGGUUCUGUCCAGCUACGGACCGAUGAAAGCACUCUAUCAGAAAUGCAAAAAUAUAUUCAGCCAAUUUUAGAUAGGAGGAAAAGUAUCACUCGAAUGUACGUAGAUAAAUAAAUGUAAUUCUUCUUAAAAA